CGCCCGGCCCGGCUGGGAGGGAGCGCCGGGGUGCGGCGGGCAUGGAGCGGGGCCGGGACGGGGAGGAGGAGCUGGAGGAGGAGGAGGAGGAGGAGGAUGAGGAGGAGGAGGAUGGCGGCCCGGAGAGCGCCCUGGAGAAGAGCCCGUUCCAGCUGACGGCCGCGGAUGUCUACGACAUCUCCUCCGUGGUGGGCCGGGACCUGCUGCAGCUCCGCGCCGGGCCGCAGCUGCCCGCCGCCCGCGCCCGGCUGCAGUUCAGGAUCGUCAGGGUGCUGGAGAUGCUGGAGGCGCUGGUGAGCGAGAGCAGCGUGGCCGAGGAGCAGCUGCGGCGGGAGCGGGACAGCCUCCGGCGGGAGCUGGAGCAGCUGCGGGCGGCGGCCCGCGGGAGCGCCCCGCAGCCCAGCCUUGGACCAGAUCAGAUGGUGAUAGACCUCACAGACCCCAACCGGCCCCGGUUCACGUUACAGGAGCUCCGAGAUGUACUGCAAGAGAGGAACCAGCUGAAAGCUCAGCUUCUGGUGGUGCAAGAGGAGCUACAGUGCUAUAAGAGUGGGAUCAUCUCACAGAAAAGAGACCAAACUGAAGAACUGCAAAAAGAAGCCAGUGGCAGCAGUGCUGGCACGAGCAAGGACAGUGAAGAGAAGACAAUCAUCAAACGACUGUUUUCUUUUAAACAUGGAAAAUGAGCUUCCUCAAGGACUUUGCUGCUGGUGAGAAUGGCACUGAUGAGCCUCAGAGGCGUUGGGAGACAAUGAUUGGAAGCAGCAGCAUCACUCCUACUGUAGAGAAUGAGCAAUCUCAUUAAAAUCAUGUUGUAUAAUAUUCUUUCAGAAUAGAUUGUACUCUGCUUUUUCAGAAGCUGUUUGAAAUGGACACUUUUUGUAUUUUCUUACUGUCAGACAUUAGCCACAUGUAGAAAAUAAAACGUUUAUACAAA
This is a messenger RNA of Prinia subflava (tawny-flanked prinia), 937 nucleotides long. It is a transcript of the gene RILPL2, whose product is annotated as Rab interacting lysosomal protein like 2. Lineage: Eukaryota; Metazoa; Chordata; Aves; Passeriformes; Cisticolidae. Bases 42 to 686 code for a protein of 214 amino acids. Gene Ontology annotation, molecular function: protein dimerization activity. The transcript is spliced from 4 exons. The record is from RefSeq and is a predicted model, not a curated record.